AAAUUAUUUAUCGAUAAUUCUAACAGAAAAUGAACAAUACGAAGUAAUACUUCAAUGUUUUUGAAUAAUUUUAGAGUUUAUUAGACGUAUAACUGAAAUAAGUAGUAGUUUUGUGAAUACAAAAUGUGCUUAUUAUUAUGAAAGAAUAAAUGCUGAUAAUAAUAAACGAAUAUCUUUGGUGUGAUUGCCUUUUCCCAAAUAUGUAGCACAAAAAUACCUUGGUUUGUAUUUUUAUGUAGUUUCCAAUAUAAAGAACACCCUGUACAUCACAUGAGAAAUAAUAUAGUGGCUAAAUGAAGCUGAAGUUCAACACCAGUUUUGACGUUUGACUAACCUCAAAAAAUGUUUACAUUUUUCGUUCCAAACUACAAGCAAAUUUUCAAAGGUUUUUUACAUUUUGCACCUACAAAUUUAAAAAUCCUUUAAUAGAAGCCAUUUAUUAUUAAUUGUGCUUUUUAAAAUGGAGUCUAGUAAUGUAGAUUCUGAAAAUAUAGACGAGGACAUGGAUGAGAAACUACGAGGAGAUGCUGUUGGUGAUACUAUGUACAGUGCUUCAUUCAUCACAAAAACUCUAAUGAAAUUAACUAACGAACCUUGGACCACAAAAGUCGAAGAGGAUUUGUGUUUCUUGUGGGACAUGACCCUUGAGAAAGACAUUUGUGAAUAUCUACUUGAACUGUCUUACCCAUCUUUAGUAACAGAUUUGAUUAAAGAAACACAAGAGAAUAGGUUGAUUGAAAUCCUAAUCGGUAUCUUAGCGAAUAUAUUUAGUGUAAUUCAAGACAAGAACAAGUUAGACAUUGAGAUUGUUGGUAUUCUUGCACAAGUAUAUUCUGAGGACCCUCUAGUUAUUGUACAAGUUAUGAGAUUUAUAAAAGCUGUUGCAUUCUUCUAUGAUAAGGUCAAUUUUAUAGAUAGAGACGUUUUUGAGCAAAUUAGAUUUAUAUUACGUAGUUCAACCAAUACUGAACUCCUUACAAUUACCUUGGAUACUAUAGCCAAACUUACAGACAAUUGUAAAAUAAAUUUUAAUGUUAUAUGUGGUGAUAUCAUUCCAGACAUGUUUACAGGUCUCAUUGAAAUUAAAAGCAAUAAUGAUUUAGGGAGCUUGGAUGUUAGAACUGCAUAUGUUCAUGUAAUGCAAGUAAUAUGUAACAUCUCUUCAUACCAAGACAACUCGGGCAAUAUUUUACUAGAUGAGAUAAGAAGUUAUUCGAAUCUAUGUGUUACUGAAAUCUCUCACAUAUUGGAGUACUUUUCUGUAGAAGAAAACUUACUGCCUCUUCCAAAUGAACUGAACUUUUAUGCUGAAGCAGUUCUGUACAUUUUUGAAAUUCUAAAGAUAAAGAGUUACCUAGUAAUUUUUGAAAGCAUUUGUAAAAUAAUAGCCAUUCUAUUAAAAGAAGAUUGUGAAGAAGUUAAAUUAUUUUUAAAAGUUUUCAAAUAUAUGGUUUUAAAUGGUGAAUUAAAGGAUUUGCAAGACUCUGUAUCAAAUGUUUCUUUGGAGUCGUUUCAUCGUAUUUCACGAAAAAUUAAAAACAAUAAUGAAGCUUUAAGUGAUAAAUUGAGAUUAAUAGAAAACUGUUGUAAGAAAAGUCACAAAACUUAGCAUAUUUUAUUAUUGUACUGUAGGUUUGCAUUUAUUUUGCAAAAUAAAGACUUGAACAUUCUUA
This is a messenger RNA of Agrilus planipennis (emerald ash borer), 1673 nucleotides long. Its product is annotated as protein saal1. NCBI's taxonomy places the organism in Eukaryota, Metazoa, Arthropoda, Insecta, Coleoptera, Buprestidae. The record is from RefSeq and is a predicted model, not a curated record. The transcript has a single exon. Bases 461 to 1609 code for a protein of 382 amino acids.